Messenger RNA from Ruditapes philippinarum (Manila clam), 2154 nucleotides. RefSeq lists its product as uncharacterized. Bases 118 to 1317 code for a protein of 399 amino acids. The record is from RefSeq and is a predicted model, not a curated record. NCBI's taxonomy places the organism in Eukaryota, Metazoa, Mollusca, Bivalvia, Venerida, Veneridae. The transcript is spliced from 5 exons.
UUCUUAAUAUAGUGGUGUACAACCACUUGAAGCGGGAUUUCCAAAACAAGAGUCUGGAGGGAAGCAGUUUUAUUUUUUGGCCCUUACUUGUAAAGAAUCCAACAGAACAUAGAAGUAAUGUUCAAAAAGCAGAAAUUGAUAAAAAGCGCUGAAAGAGGAAAGGUAAAGCAGCAUGGAGACGAGUUGAACAAAAAACAGAGUCCUAAAUUAGCAGCUGAAAUGGAGUCUGUCCGUAUAACAAGAUCCUCUCCACAGGUAGCAGCCACCACACCGUCAUCAUUGUACGAUUUUAUGGGAGAAUCGCCUCUUAGCGACAGCAGUAAAAACAACAGUAAGAAGCAAGUUGUGUCUAAAUCCGACGAGAAAAAAAAGGUAAAGAAAACAACUGCUAAAGGGAAAAGUACAAAAACAAAGCAGGUGAGCAGUGACAAAAUUAAAUUGAAAGCUGGCAGUACGAAAACAGCAGAUGCUGUUUCCAAAGCAACGGUGACACCUAAAGGAAGAUCUUCAAAAGUUAUUAUCUCAAUACAAAAUGCAAAUGUUGAGCAGCAGAAAGAACCAAAGCAGGGAAAUAGUCGAUUCAGGGCAUUGAAGCCCAUUCCUCAACCAAAUUUGGAUGAUAUCUCACCAAUUAUUCGCGAUAGAAAAUCAAAAACGCCAACGCGAACGAAAAGAUCUAGUGACUCUAAAACAGUUGAAAAUGACUCUGUUGAAAGAAAGAAACUUAGAUCCUCCACUAAUGGCACUGAAAGUAAGUUUUCUGGAAGUGUUUCAUAUAUGGAGGCAGAAGAGAGCAGUUCUUCUAACGAUAGUGCAAUCUUUGUGUCACCCAGACAGACCAUGCCUAGAUUUAAUGCGGCUAAAACUUCAACCCCAGCUGAGGUUUCUGGUAAAAGUAAAAAAUUGGCAACGAAAAAGGUCUCUAAACAUGCAGCAAAAAAUACAUCAACACCUAACGAGUUUAAACCGAAGAAAAAUUUCACGGGACUAAAAGAGAACAUUGCAAAGCUGUCGCCUGUUCAACGAUUAGAUACGCCAACAUCUGACUAUGGUUCCAUGGAAAUAAUCCCUUCACCCAGUCCUAAAAAAGUAAGCAGAAGAAAAAGAGAAAGCUCUCCAGCCUUUACUUUAGAUGAAGAUGAUUCAGGUGAAAAUAUCAACCUUAAUAAAUCAGUUGACAAGUCCUAUAAGAGAUCCAAGAAGAAGUUUGAAACUGGUUAUGACAGGUUAUCAACUUCAAAGAUUGAUGAGUGGGCAGACAAAGUCAACUCUGAAUUGGAGGACAUUGAAAAUUUUGAGCUAAGUGUGGAAGGAUAAAGAUUGUAUUGUGUCAAAGAUUGACUGUCACUUAUAAAUAAGCAUUCUCAAGUUCAGCGUUGUUCAGCAGCGGAUGUAUGAAGAUUUCUACAAUGUCAAAAAUGGCAGAAACUUUAAGGGUGUGCAAUAUUGUACAAUAUACAGCAUACAGAGGUUUUAAUAGUGUCAACUUGUAAAGAGUAUGACAUUGUAUAACAGAUGUUUACUGCGAGUAAACGUUGGUAUUUUACAGCGUUUUGGACAUAAUCAAGUUAAUGUCUGUUAUAAUUAUGAAUGAAUAUUACAUGUAGUUUGGAUAAAUCAUUUUUUUUUGUUGAUAUUUUUGAAGUCCUAUGAUUUUAAUAGACUUUUAUCUGUUUUAUUGGCGACACAAAUGAAUUAACUUAAAUAGGCAGAUUUUUUAUAUGAAAGAUGGUUAAAGAUAUACUAUGCUUUUUCCUUUUAUAAGGUAAAAUACUUUUAUCACAGAAAUUUAUUGAAAUCUAGAAAUACUGAAUUGAAUUUGUUUUAAUUUGAAUAAGAAAAUACACAAACUAUGUUUGGGCAGCUGUAUUUCUUUUUACUGGUCACAUAAUCGUAUACAGAUGAUCUUUUCUUAAAACUGUCUUUUGUGUUUACCUUUAGUGUGUAGAGUCUGGGACUUUUUCUCCCAGGUAGAUUUUAAAUUGUAAUAUAUUUUCUCUGUAUGUACUCAAAAGUUGUUUAUUUUAUUUAUUUAAAAAAGAGACUAUCAAUAUUUUUAAAUGUCAGAUUUGAGACUUGACAUGAAAAAAAAAUCUAUAUACAAAAAUCAGUAGAUAUGAGACUCAUAAAUGAACUUUGUAUAUAUGAAUUCUG